AUGAUCACCCAGCAUCCGCGCCACGCCCUUUCCGUUGUCCGUGCCACACAGAGCGAGAAAGUCGUCGCAGCUAGCGUGAGCCAGCACAGCGGGUUCCUCAAACUUCAAAUCGACCAAGACACGCGUCAACACCAGCCGCCGCCCAAAUACUCCCGGAUGAUCACCGAGCAUCCGCGCCACACCCUUUCCGUUAUCUGUGCCACACAGAGCGAGAAAGUCGUCGCAGCUAGCUUCGAGCUGCAUCGCCUGUGCCCUCGCCAGGGUCCAGAGCGUUGCGCAGAGGACGGCGCCGGCGAGGACGGUCAAGUAAUCGCAGACCAGCACGUACAAGACGAUGGGGACGCUGUACUCGGCGUGCUCGCAACCGGUGAGCCACCAGCGGAAGGAGAUGGUGCACCGGACGGGUUCGUUGUGCUGGCCUGCGAGCGGGGAGACGAGGACGACGAUGGUGGCGGCGGCGGCGGCGGACUGGGGCGCGUUGUUGUGGACGUCGAGAUGCGUGGCGAGCGCAUUGCGCUGCCCAUGUUAGUCGUGAUGCCUGGCGCACGCCUUGACGAUUCAAUCGCCGCAGGCCUCUCCUCGACAUCCACCACUGAAAGUAGAUGCCGUCGGGCAGCCUCAACGGCGCUCAGAGCAGCUCACAAACGCAUACCAGCAGCCUUCAUGGCCUGCCUGGCAGAAGCAUACCCGGGGGACGACGGGAUGCGUGAGUUUCUGCCUGGCAACGGAAUCUUUCGAGACGUACAACGACAAUAUCUAAUUCUUGUUUUGGAGGCUGCCAGAUCACGAAUUGCACCGGCCUUUGGCUCGUUUGGCGCGGACGGUGGCGCUGGCGGCGACACUUGCGAUGAUGAGAAGGUUUGUGAGGCCUUGGAGGGCUAA
This is a messenger RNA of Beauveria bassiana ARSEF 2860, 882 nucleotides long. RefSeq lists its product as uncharacterized. Lineage: Eukaryota; Fungi; Ascomycota; Sordariomycetes; Hypocreales; Cordycipitaceae. The record is from RefSeq and is a predicted model, not a curated record. The transcript is spliced from 3 exons. Bases 1 to 882 code for a protein of 293 amino acids.